AUGACAGAUACGUCCUCCAGCAACGGCUCUAUGAAGGGACCCUCCCCAAAGGAGACUCCACUUGAAAGCUCGAUUACAGGAUCUGACCAGCGCCGCAGCAACAUACCGGCCUGGAAAUGGAGAGGUAGUAUCGGGGUGGUGAUGCUCACGACGGUCAUAAAUGGCUAUGAUGUGAGCAAUGUUGCCAACAUUCAGCCACGUCUGUACGAAGCUUUCGGCAGCAUUACACUCCUCCCAUGGAUAGGACUUUCAUUCAGCUUGGCCGUCUUUGCUGUCCUAUCCUUCUCCCGGAAGAUCUUGUACUGCUUCGACAUGCGAUGGAUCUACAUCUCGAAUAUUGUUGUCUUCAUGGCCGGGGCUGCCGUAGCUGGAGCGGCUCCAAAUCUCCCAUCUGUCAUUGUCGGGCGUGUGAUAAUGGGUGUCGGCGGUGCAGUCGUAUACCAGUGCAACCUGACCUUCGUGGCCGUGUUCGCCACCCCAGCAGAAACCCCCCGUCUCUUCGGCCUCUUGAGCGCAUUAUGGGCCGUAGGCCUAGUAAUCGGAGGUCCCAUCGGGUCCGCGCUCGCGGAAAACAGCCACACCACCUGGCGCUGGGCAUUUUACAUGAACCUCCCGUGGGUCGGACUGGGCCUCGCCAUCGCCAUCCUCUGCAUACCUAGCAAGUACCUCGGCCCCGACAUCCCCCUAACCGCCCGACUCACCAGCAUCGACCCAAUCGGCAUUGCUUUAAACAUGGCCGCUCCCGUUCUCUUCGCCCUGGCAUUAGAAUUUUCCGGUCCCGUCUGGGCCUGGGGCUCCGGUGCCUCAAUCGCCGUCUGGGUAGUGUUCGGGGCCAUCCUGAUUGCCUGGAUCCUCCAACAGUACUACUGCAUCGGAACAACGCCCAACCAACGCGCCAUCCCCGUCCACCUCCUCACCCGCACCGACCUCCUCCCCCUCUGGAUAGCAUCCGGCUGCGCUGGCGCCUCCUACGCCGUAACCCUCUACUACACUCCCCUCUUCUUCGCCUUCGCCCGCGGCCACACCGCCCUCCAACAAACCGUCCGCCUUCUCCCCUUCGUCCUCGUCUUCAUCGCAGUAGUCGUGGUCGUCGGCGGCCUCCUCCCCAUCUUUGGCCGCUACAACCUCAUCUACAUCCUGGCCGGCAUGGUCACAGUCGCCGCCGGCGCCGCAAUGGCCGCAAGCCUUACCCCCACCGUCUCCGAAUCCCAAGUCCUCGGUCUCGAAGCCCUGAUUGGAAUCGGACUGGGCUGUUCAUUCCAGCAUGGCGUCGGGAUCUCAAAUGUGAUCAACAAGGAUCCCAAGGACCGAGUUGAUAGUGCGGUUUUGUUCAAUAUGGCACAGUUUGGGGGUAUUGCGAUUAUUCUUGCGGUCGCGGGGUCUAUCUUUCAGAAUGUGGGCUACCGAUUGCUGACAGAGGCGAUUGGGGGGGAAGGGUACUCCGAGCAUGAGCUUAGGGAGGCGUUGGCAGGUGUGUCGUCUGCGGUUUGGGAGUCAGGGGACGAGCGCGUUGUGGCGAAGGGGGUUGCGGCUGUGGCGGAUGUUCUUGGUAGGGAGUUUUAUUUGGUUGUCGCUGGCGGGGCGAUUUGUUUGGUUUGCGGGUUGGUUAUGCAGUGGGGGAAGUUGGAUUAUGGGAGGGGGAAGGGGAAGGGGAAGGGGGAGAAGGCUUGAUGAGUCGAGUUAGUUAGGGCUUGAGGGUUAAC
Molecule: messenger RNA, 1703 nt
Organism: Aspergillus alliaceus
Lineage: Eukaryota; Fungi; Ascomycota; Eurotiomycetes; Eurotiales; Aspergillaceae
Product: major facilitator superfamily domain-containing protein
Exons: 3
Coding region: 1-1671 (556 amino acids)
Biological process (GO): transmembrane transport
Molecular function (GO): transmembrane transporter activity
Source: RefSeq, a predicted model, not a curated record